Molecule: messenger RNA, 2899 nt
Organism: Benincasa hispida (wax gourd)
Lineage: Eukaryota; Viridiplantae; Streptophyta; Magnoliopsida; Cucurbitales; Cucurbitaceae
Product: Tetratricopeptide repeat (TPR)-like superfamily protein
Molecular function (GO): protein binding; mRNA binding
Source: RefSeq, a predicted model, not a curated record
GUAUGGAAGUGUUUUUUUGAAGGGUUAAAAUCACUUUUAUCAUUUCAAAUCAUCUGAAAAUACUUUUAAAUCAUUCAACAUCGAUGUUAAUAGCAUGAAAAAUACAUUUAAAAGUGAAAGUAAAUAUUGAAUCGAUUUUGAGUGAUUAUAAAUGGUUUUAUAUAUGAGAAAAGCUAUUUUAAUUAUUUCAAAAUUACUCUCAAAUAGGAUAUCGUGGCUUUAGUCAUUUGGUACAAACUUGAAAAUUUAGAGAUUAAAUUAUAAUUUAACUUAGAUGGUAUGACUUUAUGAUCGAAUGGCUUGUUGUUUCAAAUAGAUUACGCGUGAUCAUAUAAGUGGUGCUCUAAUAUCCCUAGAGACUAUGUGUAUGUGUAAUGGUGAGGUUAACUCUAGGGAUCAUUUAUUCACUACCUUUUUAGCAAGGUUAUUUGGGGAGACGCACAUUUAUGAGAAAGAUGCUCUCAUUGGGGUAUGAAACUCAGUUGGGUUCGUUACUUUAGUGUCAGUAAUCACGAGGAGUAAGGUCUGAAAAGUCUCUUGAUAUGAUUUUUUUGUGAGUUUUUGUCACUGUUUUUUUCCUUUCUUUUUUUGUAGUGAUUUAUUUGUGUCUUAUCUUAGAGUGCAAGGUUGGAUUCUCUUUCUAACCCUCCAAUUGGUUCAAGAAAAAAAUGUUUAUAAAUGAAUUAUUUAAAAAAAAUUAAAAAAUUUGAUACUUUCAAAGAAUGGAUCUUCUUUCACAAAGAUCCCCAAAAAACAUUGCCAAUCUCUGUGGGACUCUUUGCACCUUCUUGUGGAGUUCAAUGUCCGUUCCGUUGCUUAGACGAACCCUCUGGCCGAUCCGAAACUCCACCUUUAACCUCCCAUUUUCACAUUCCUUCUUCUCAUCCUCACCGCCCGGCGAACCUUCGCCGUCGACGAAACCCUCAAUCUCCACCGUUGUUUCAGUUCUCACUCACCACCGCUCAAAAUCCCGCUGGCGAUUCCUGAACUCCCUCUGUCCCGACGGCUUCGAUCCUGGCGAGUUUUCCGAUAUCCUUCUCCAAAUCAAGAACAAUCCUCAUCUUGCCCUCCGCUUCUUCCACUGGACUCAGAACAAAUCCCUCUGCAAUCACAAUCUCGUUUCUUACUCAACCGUCAUCCACAUCCUUGCCCGCGGCAGACUCAGAACUCACGCCAAGGAUGUUAUUCAGACAGCCAUUAGGGCUGCGGAGCUCGAAGAUGGGGAUGAUUGUUCCAAAUGUGAGCGGUUUUCGUCUUCGAGGCCCUUGAAGCUGUUUGAAACCCUCGUCAAGACGUAUAAACGGUGUGGCUCUGCCCCCUUUGUGUUUGAUUUAUUGAUUAAAGCUCUUUUGGAUUCUAAAAAGCUCGAGUCAGCCAUUCAAAUUGUUAGAAUGUUACGGUCUCGUGGGAUUAGCCCACAAGUUGGUACGUUGAAUUCGUUGAUUUUGUUGGUGUCAAAAUUCCAGGGAGCUAAUGCAGGUUAUGCAAUUUUUAAAGAGGUUUUUGGUUUAGAUUGUGAAAUUGAGGAAGAAAAUGUGAAAUUGAAGGCUGGAGUUAGUCCUAAUGUUCAUACUUUUAAUACAUUAAUGGAGUGUUUUUAUCAAGAUGGGUUAGUAGGGAGGGUGAAGGACAUAUGGGAUCAAUUAGCUGAUUCAAAUUCAAUUCCAAACAGCUACAGUUAUAGUAUUCUGAUGGCAGUUUUCUGUGAAGAGAAAAGAAUGGGAGAAGCAGAGGAGUUGUGGGUAGAAAUGAAAAUAAAGAAGUUGGAGCUUGAUGCUGUAGCUUACAAUACUAUAAUUGGAGGAUUUUGUAAAGCAGGAAAUGUUCAUAGAGCUGAAGAGUUUUAUAGAGAAAUGGAACUCAGUGGAAUAGAGAGUACUUUCUCCACCUUUGAACAUCUCAUCAAUGGCUAUUGUGAGACUGGAGAUGUUGAUUCUGCAUUACUUGUGUAUAAGGAUAUGCGCAGGAAACGUUUUACUCCUAACGCGUUGAUACUGGAAGAACUUAUUAGAGGGUUGUGUGCUGAGACAAGGCUUUUAGAAGCUUUAGAUGUUUUUUGUUUUGCUAUAGAAGACUCUAACUUUUGUCCCACACUGGAAACUUAUGAACUUCUGAUAAAUGGGUUGUGUCAGGAAGGGAAAAUUGAAGUUGCAUUUAAGCUUCAAGCACAGAUGGUAGGGAAAGGUUUUAAGCCAAAUUUGAAGAUUUACCAAUCGUUUAUCGAUGCAUACAUAAAAGAAGGAAAUGAAGAAAUGGUUGAGAAGUUAGGGAAGGAAAUACUUGAAAUCCAGCUGAGUUGAGAAGGGAGUUGCAUCACAUUGUAUCUUGUUGUCUGCAGUACUAAUGCAGCAGAUCUGAAAGAAGUUUCAACAGACAGGAGAGGGUUGGCCAGACUUUGUGAAGCUAGAGAUUACAGUAAAAGACCCACCACCCAGGUUGACACCAGAGGAGUUAGCUGAAAGAUGAAAGAAAGUUCUAUGUUUCAAAUGUGAUGGACAUAUUUGGACCAAGACAGUGUGAGAAAUUAUUCAGUAUGAAGCAUGCUUGGAGGAGGAAGAUAGAGAUAUUGUUAUGGACAUAGAAUAUUCUGAAAUCAAAGCCCUCGAGGACAAGGGUGUCUUUUAAGUGGGGAGAAAUCAGAAAUGUUAAGAUCCUGAAUUUUUAUUUUUGUUUACUUUUAUCUAGAUUUUAUUGAGUAUUUUUUUCCCUUUAGUUUUUUGUAAUUCAAUUAAUUGGUUAGUGAGUGGAUUCCUUUAAGGAAGGAAUUCAAAUAGCGGCUUAAUUUUAGGAGAAUUUAUGGGAGUGGUUUGUUUUAGAUUUUUUAAGUUAAAUAGGAAAAAUUGAGUGAAGGGGAGAAUUGUGUACAUUGAAGGAGGUAGUAUGGAAAAUGAUUUAUUAA